AUGGAGGAGUGGCGGCAGUGUGGCCGCUGGCUUAUAGACUGCAAAGUCCUACCCCCCAACCACAGAGUAGUGUGGCCCUCGGCUGUGGUCUUCGACCUGGCUCAGGCGCUGAGGGAUGGGGUGCUCUUGUGUCAGCUGCUACACAACCUUUCACCUGGAUCUAUAGACCUCAAAGAUAUCAACUUCAGGCCACAGAUGUCCCAGUUUCUGUGUCUGAAGAACAUUCGAACCUUCUUGAAAGUCUGCCAUGAUAAAUUUGGGUUACGGAACAGUGAGCUGUUCGAUCCGUUUGACCUGUUUGAUGUCCGAGAUUUUGGGAAGGUCAUCUCUGCGGUGUCUAGACUCUCUCUGCACAGUAUUGCACAGAACAAAGGAAUUAGGCCCUUCCCUUCAGAAGAGACCACAGAGAACGAUGAUGAUGUGUAUCGGAGCUUGGAGGAAUUGGCUGAUGAACAUGAUCUGGGGGAGGAUAUCUAUGACUGCGUCCCGUGUGAAGAUGAAGGUGAUGAUAUCUACGAGGACAUUAUUAAAGUGGAAGUCCAACAGCCUAUGAUUAGAUAUAUGCAGAAAAUGGGAAUGACAGAAGAUGACAAAAGAAAUUGCUGCUUGCUAGAAAUUCAAGAAACAGAAGCCAAAUACUACAGGACACUUGAAGACAUUGAAAAGAACUAUAUGAAUCCUCUAAAGCUGGUGCUGAGCCCUCUGGACAUGACAGCUAUCUUUAUCAACCUGGAGGACUUAAUUAAAGUGCACAACAGCUUCCUAAGGGCCAUUGAUGUAUCGAUGAUGGCUGGCGGGAGCAGCCUGGCUAAAGUCUUUCUAGAAUUCAAAGAAAGGCUACUGAUCUAUGGUGAAUACUGCAGCCACAUGGAAUAUGCCCAGAACACUCUGAAUCAUCUAAUUGCCAACAGGGAAGAUUUUAGGCAAAAAGUGGAGGAAUGCACCUUGAAGGUCCAAGACGGCAAAUUUAAAUUACAAGAUCUGCUAGUGGUACCAAUGCAACGGGUUUUGAAAUAUCACCUCCUCCUGAAGGAACUCCUCAGCCACUCUGCGGAUCGUCCAGAGAGACAGCAGCUCAAGGAAGCACUGGAGGCCAUGCAGGACUUGGCAAUGUAUAUAAAUGAAGUCAAACGGGACAAAGAAACCUUAAAGAAAAUCAGUGAAUUUCAGAGUUCUAUAGAAAACUUGCAAGUUAAACUGGAAGAAUUUGGGAGGCCAAAGAUUGAUGGGGAAUUAAAAGUCCGAUCCAUUGUAAAUCAUACCAAACAAGAUAGGUAUUUAUUUUUGUUUGAUAAAGUGGUGAUUGUCUGUAAGAGGAAAGGCUACAAUUACGAGCUGAAGGAGAUCAUCGAGUUACUCUUUCAUAAGAUGACAGAUGACCCAAUGAACAAUAAGGACAUCAAGAAGUCACAUGGGAAAAUGUGGUCUUAUGGGUUCUACUUAAUUCACCUUCAAGGAAAACAAGGCUUCCAGUUUUUCUGCAAGACUGAAGACAUGAAAAGAAAAUGGAUGGAGCAGUUUGAAAUGGCAAUGUCAAACAUUAAACCAGAGAAAGCCAAUGCAAAUCAUCACAAUUUCCAGAUGUAUACAUUCGACAAGACAACCAACUGCAAAGCAUGCAAAAUGUUCUUAAGGGGGACUUUCUAUCAAGGCUAUCUUUGCACUAAAUGUGGGGUUGGGGCACAUAAGGAAUGCUUAGAAGUGAUUCCACCCUGCAAAAUAAGUAAGCCAGAUUUGAACCUAGAGCCUUCUGUUUCUGGGCCAGGUCCUAAGAUGGUAGCAGUGCAGAAUUACCAUGGUGUUCCAGCUCCUUCUGGCAAGCCAGUGUUGACAUUCCAAACAGGCGAUGUGAUUGAACUGCUGAGAGGUGACCCGGAGUCUCAGUGGUGGGAAGGACGGUUAAUGCAGACCAAGAAGUCAGGUUAUUUUCCUAGUUCAUCAGUGAAGCCCUGCCCUGUGGAUGGACGGCCGCCAAGCAGUAGGCCCCUAUCCAGAGAAAUAGACUAUACUGCAUACCCCUGGUUUGCAGGCAAUAUGGAGCGACAACAGACUGACAACUUGUUGAAAUCUCACGCUAGUGGGACAUACUUGAUCCGAGAAAGACCCGCAGAGGCUGAGCGGUUUGCGAUAAGUAUAAAAUUUAAUGAUGAAGUGAAACACAUCAAGGUGGUGGAGAAAGACAACUGGAUUCAUAUCACGGAAGCAAAGAAGUUUGAAAGUCUGUUGGAAUUGGUAGAAUACUAUCAAUGCCACUCACUCAAGGAGAGUUUUAAACAACUGGACACCACACUGAAGUACCCUUACAAAUCUCGAGAGCGCUCAGCCUCAAGAGCUUCCACCCGGUCGCCAGCUUCCUGUGCUUCCUACAACUUUUCUUUUCUCAGUCCUCAGGGCCUCGGCUUUGCCACUCAGAGCUCCUCCACACCCUUCUGGUCAGUGUUUACUCCCCGUGUCAUCGGCACAGCCGUGGCCAGGUACAACUUUGCAGCCAGGGAUAUGCGGGAGCUGUCACUGCGAGAGGGCGAUGUGGUGAAGAUCUAUAGCAGGAUUGGUGGUGACCAAGGCUGGUGGAAGGGAGAGACCAAUGGAAGGAUUGGCUGGUUUCCAUCAACUUAUGUGGAAGAGGAGGGUGUGCAGUGACAGGAGGACAUCAGGCAAAGCCCAGGAUUCUCUCAGAAGAGUCUCUCAAGAGCGGGUGUAAACCUCUAGUUCCAGAAUUCAGAGGGGCAUGU
Molecule: messenger RNA, 2732 nt
Organism: Gracilinanus agilis (Agile Gracile Mouse Opossum)
Lineage: Eukaryota; Metazoa; Chordata; Mammalia; Didelphimorphia; Didelphidae
Gene: VAV2
Product: vav guanine nucleotide exchange factor 2
Exons: 29
Coding region: 1-2640 (879 amino acids)
Biological process (GO): cell migration; regulation of GTPase activity; intracellular signal transduction
Cellular component (GO): cytoplasm
Molecular function (GO): guanyl-nucleotide exchange factor activity; protein binding
Source: RefSeq, a predicted model, not a curated record